Peromyscus maniculatus bairdii (prairie deer mouse) is the source of this 3374-nucleotide messenger RNA. It is a transcript of the gene Adamts4, whose product is annotated as ADAM metallopeptidase with thrombospondin type 1 motif 4. The record is from RefSeq and is a predicted model, not a curated record. Gene Ontology annotation, cellular component: extracellular matrix. Gene Ontology annotation, molecular function: metalloendopeptidase activity. Gene Ontology annotation, biological process: proteolysis; extracellular matrix organization. Lineage: Eukaryota; Metazoa; Chordata; Mammalia; Rodentia; Cricetidae.
AUGGCCUCAAUCCAUCCCAGCUGCAGCACCGGUACCAUGUCCCAGAUGGGCUUGCAUCCCGGGAGGGGCUUGACUGGGCACUGGCUGCGAAGAGUCCCUGUCGGCUCGCAGCUUCACAGCGUGCCUUUCUCUGGUCUGGUGUGGUGGUGGCGGCGGCGGCGGCUGCUGCUGCUGCUGCUGGCUUCCCUCCUGCCCUCUGCCUGGUCAGCCCACCCCCUCCCCCGGGAGGAGGAAAUCGUGUUCCCAGAGAAGCUCAAUGGCAGCAUCUUGCCCGGCUCCGGUACCCCUGCCAGGCUCCUGUGCCGCUUGCCAGCCUUCGGGGAGGUGCUACUCCUGGAACUAGAGCAGGACCCCGGGGUGCAGGUAGAGGGGCUGACGGUGCAGUACCUGGGCCAGGCACCUGAGAUGCUGGGUGGGGCAGAGCCAGGUACCUACCUGACGGGCACCAUCAACGGAGAUCCGGAGUCGGUGGCAUCUCUGCACUGGGACGGGGGAGCCCUUCUAGGGGUGUUGCAGUACCGGGGGGCUGAACUCCACCUCCAACCUCUGGAGGGAGGCACCCUUAACUCUGCUGGGGGACCAGGGGCUCACAUUCUACGCCGGAAGAGUCCUGCCAGCAGCCAAGGUCCCAUGUGCAACGUCAAGGCUCCUUCUGGGAGCCCCAAUCCCAUUCCCCGAAGAUCCAAGCGCUUUGCUUCUCUGAGUAGAUUCGUGGAGACACUGGUGGUGGCCGACGACAAGAUGGCGGCAUUUCAUGGGACAGGGUUAAAGCGCUACCUGCUGACAGUGAUGGCAGCGGCAGCCAAGGCCUUUAAGCACCCAAGCAUCCGAAACCCGGUCAGCUUGGUGGUGACUCGGCUAGUGAUCCUGGGGUCAGGCCAGGAAGGGCCCCAAGUGGAGCCAAGUGCGGCCCAGACCCUACGCAGCUUCUGUACCUGGCAGCGGGGCCUCAAUACCCCUGAGGACUCAGAUCCUGACCAUUUUGACACAGCCAUUCUGUUCACCCGUCAGGACCUGUGUGGGGUCUCGACUUGUGACACCCUGGGCAUGGCUGAUGUGGGCACAGUGUGCGAUCCAGCCCGGAGCUGUGCUAUCGUGGAGGACGAUGGACUCCAGUCAGCCUUCACUGCUGCUCACGAGCUGGGCCAUGUCUUCAACAUGCUCCACGAUAACUCCAAGCCAUGUGUCAGUCUGAAUGGGCACGGGGGCUCCUCUCGCCACGUCAUGGCUCCUGUCAUGGCUCACGUGGAUCCUGAGGAGCCCUGGUCCCCGUGCAGUGCCCGCUUCAUCACGGACUUCCUGGACAAUGGCUAUGGGCACUGUCUCUUAGACAAACCAGAGGCUCCCCUGCAUCUGCCCGUGACUUUCCCUGGCAAGGACUAUGAUGCUGACCGCCAAUGCCAACUGACCUUUGGGCCCGACUCCCACCAUUGUCCACAGCUGCCACCACCCUGUGCCGCCCUCUGGUGCUCCGGCCACCUCAACGGCCACGCUAUGUGCCAGACUAAGCACUCACCCUGGGCUGAUGGCACUCCCUGCGGACCCACACAGGCCUGCAUGGGCGGCCGCUGUCUUCACGUGGACCAGCUCAAGGACUUCAAUAUUCCACAGGCUGGAGGCUGGGGUCCCUGGGGACCGUGGGGUGACUGCUCCAGGAGCUGUGGGGGUGGUGUCCAGUUCUCCUCCCGGGACUGCACGAGGCCCGUCCCCCGGAAUGGCGGCAAGUACUGCGAGGGCCGCCGUACCCGCUUCCGCUCCUGCAACACUGACAAUUGCCCCAGUGGCUCAGCAUUGACCUUCCGUGAGGAGCAGUGUGCCGCCUACAACCACAGGACUGACCUCUUCAAGAGCUUUCCAGGACCCAUGGACUGGGUCCCACGCUACACUGGUGUAGCCCCUCGAGACCAGUGCAAACUCACCUGCCAGGCCCGGGCACUGGGUUACUACUACGUACUGGAGCCACGGGUGGCAGAUGGAACUCCCUGUUCCCCAGACAGCUCCUCAGUCUGUGUCCAGGGGCGCUGCAUCCAUGCUGGCUGUGACCGGAUUAUUGGCUCCAAAAAGAAGUUUGACAAGUGCAUGGUGUGCGGCGGCAAUGGUUCUAGCUGCAGCAAGCAAUCGGGCUCCUUCAAAAAAUUCAGGUACGGAUACAGCGAUGUGGUCACUAUCCCUGCUGGGGCCACCCACAUCCUUGUACGGCAGCAGGGAGGUUCCGGCCCCAGGAGCAUCUACCUGGCCCUGAAGCUUCUAGAUGGUUCUUACGCCCUCAACGGUGAAUACACGCUGAUGCCCUCCCCCACAGAUGUGGUACUUCCCGGGGCAGUCAGCUUGCGCUAUAGUGGAGCCACGGCAGCCUCAGAGACACUGUCUGGACAUGGGCCACUGACCCAGCCCUUGACGCUGCAAGUCCUGGUGGCUGGCAACCCCCAGAAUGCACGUCUGCGGUACAGCUUCUUCGUUCCACGGCCAGUCCCUUCCACACCACGCCCUCCUCCCCAAGACUGGCUGCAUCGCCGGGCACAGAUUCUGCAGAUCCUUCGGAAGCGGCCCUGGGCAGGCAGGAAAUAACCUCACUGUCCCGGCUGCCCUUUUGGGGUGCCGGGGCCUCGGACUCAUCUGCGAGAAUGAGGGGGUUUCUGCAGCUGCCUCAUGCUCAAACACAGUAGGGAAGUGCUGUAGCGGGUGAGACCUGCCCUGCCUCUCUGCCCUAAACUGCAGGCUGGCCCUGCCCUGGCUUCCUGCCCUGGGAGGCAGUGAUAUAUAGGUGAAUGGAAAGGGGCUAGGAGACAGGCCCCUAUCUAAACUGCCCCCUCUGCCCUGCAGGUCACAGGAGGGAGAGGGGAAGGCAGGAUGACUCCAGGAUCCCAGUUGUAUUUAUUUAGUAUUUAUUCACUUUUAUUUAGCACCAGGGAAGGGGACUAGGGCCUUGGGGAAACUCAACCCUUACAGCCCCACCCUAGCUAUGAAAUCCAGGGUGGUGGUGACGAAUAUAAGUGGUGUGUGUGUGUGUGUGUGUGUGUGUGUGUGUGUGUGUGUUUAUGUAUGAGGUACAACCUGCCCUGCUUUCCUCUCCCUGGUUUUUUUGGGGGGUGGGGGUGAGAGACGGGGAAAGGGAGAGCCAAAGGCAGGAUUGGCCUUCAGGGAGUGAGGGAUUAUCAUAUUUUUAAAUGUACAUAUUGAAGUCUGCUAUUUAUAUGCUCCUUUUGGGGUCAGACAAAUGUGGGCUGCACCUUGGCUCCACAUCUUUGAGCGUGUGUUGUUUUCUUGUUUGCCAGUAAUAAUUCCUCCCUUAGAAAUGUGUUAUAAGGGUUAAGUAAUGUAAAUAAAGAACUAGCAUAUUGCCUCACCCUCAACGGGUGCUCAACAAAUGCCAA